Molecule: messenger RNA, 3224 nt
Organism: Pieris rapae (cabbage white)
Lineage: Eukaryota; Metazoa; Arthropoda; Insecta; Lepidoptera; Pieridae
Exons: 20
Coding region: 85-3213 (1042 amino acids)
Biological process (GO): positive regulation of flagellated sperm motility
Cellular component (GO): non-motile cilium; sperm midpiece
Source: RefSeq, a predicted model, not a curated record
GACCCUGUCAUUAAUUCUACAUGAACUAUCGGAGACAAAAAUCCUUAUUUUAAUAACAAAUAAGAUUGCUUAAAGAAGUAUAAUAUGGAUAAAAAUCGAUCAAAAUUCACGGCAUCACAAGCGAAAGAUAAGUCUAAAGGUACAACACAAAGAGCAAAGGGGGAUUGUUUUGAAACUAAAAGUUCGUCCCAUACCCAGUUCUACGGAAAAUUGAAUCACGCAGAAGCCUUUGAAAGAAUAACAAAGGCAGAAUAUCGUGGAAAAUCCGAAUCAAUAUCAGGCUCGUCUGAAUCAUAUCACUGUGUCCACGGGCCUGAAGGAAAACAGUAUACAGAAAAAGGACUUCUAAAGAGGAACUUAUUGAAGGAAUUGGAUCCAAUUCCAACAGAUCGUGCCUGGAAUGACGAGUGUCCACCGGCUCUUGGGAGGGAGAUGGUUAAAAUGUUGGUGUUCCUCGCAUCAGAUACAGAAAUAGAUCACCAAAUGGAGAGAUUCGAAAAUCAUCUAAGAGAUUUUGCCAGAACAACCUGCCAUGGUUAUUAUGUCGAUAGCCUAGACGAAGUUUGUGUCGUCUUGUAUUUCUUACUUGAAAAUAUUGGGAAAAAGCAGAACCUUCAUGAAGUAUUAACUCUUUUACUGCGAAAUAUGGAGCAACCGAUUCGCCUCAAUGCCUCUUCCGAUGCGAUAACUUAUUUUGAAACUUUACAAAAGUACUUCGGAUUUAUUGGUUACCUGUUGAUACAACUAGCAGACGACGAACUUUUUGAUAUUGUGUCAAGAGCACUGGUUUGGCAACUGUCAACCCCUGAUGUGAAACGGCAUGGAGCUGCGCAACUUCGCCAUACACUUGCAGCUGCCCCACUUUAUCUUUAUCAGACUUUAGUGAGGAUGCUCUGCAUCUCCUCUCACCACAGAUAUCCUACGUUUCUAGAAGCAGCUCUUCUUCUAGCAUACGACUCUACUGAUAAUUGCCUCAGUAUGAUAAAAGAGGGUAUAAUAGAGAACAUAUUUUAUCGUUUCAAUCCCUAUUAUCCACACAGAGACUUACCUGAUUAUGAUAUAAACCCUUUGAACCCCCAGGAUAUAAAUAUAAAACUUGGAGACAGUACUAUUCACAUAUCCACAACAAUUUCGUUGCUUCUUAUUCUAUCGAAGACAUUGUUGGAUUUGCUGAAUCAAAAUCAGAAACAAAUACUUCUUCUGCCUUGCCCCAACGAAUAUGCUCAAAGAUGCUUUUUGUGGGCUUUUCGAUAUGAAUGCCGUGCCAGAGACCAUAAACACGAAAGACUUACCUUGGCAGUGAUCGCGAAUGCUUUAUUAAAAUGCUAUGGGGAGAGGCUCACCUUGUUUGCAUCAAUAUUCAUGUCUGAUAUAUUGUCAUUGUCGGUGUUGACUGAAGUUCCAACAAGGCACGAAUGGAUGCGUUCUGUUAAUUUGAACACCAAGCAGAUGGACGUGGAAUUUAAAAAAACACUCAUUUGUUUUUCGGUAGAUUUUAUCAAAACUUUUAAAUACAGUGCAUUCACGAUUGAAUCGGAACAUUGGUUGUUGGGAUUAAUGUAUUUAAUAGAUCCAGGACUCUGCAGUUUAAGAGCUAAGUGGUCACCAGCUCUUUUUGCAGAAUUACGCAAAGUUGCACUACAAGCUCUUGUGUGUACAAUUCCUUGUAUGCCUUCGAGUCUAGUAAAGAAAUAUGGUCUCAUAAGAAGGCUGAUGUGGUAUAUUGAAUGGUAUGCUGAAGUCCCAUAUGAGUUGCCUGUGCUGUAUUGGUGUACAAGAGUGUUGCAAGUGUCGAUUCAAAGCGAUUGUUUACCCAAAUAUGAAUCUAUACGUGAUUUAUUUGAAACACAUGGCAUUAUAAUUUUGAUGCAUCUAUGCUAUAUCUUACUCAGUCAAAAGCUUCCACCAAUAGAGAGAAGUCAAGUAGUUAUAUCUGUUUGCCUCCAACUUCUGACUGGUGCAGUUAAAAUAAAUGAGAGCAUUAACUGUUGUGUAUAUCCUGAGAUAAAAUGGCCUAUUUCGACGUGUAGACUUUCACAAAAAAUGUUGGAUGACGUCUUGCACUCUUUGAAAAAUAAUUUUAUUAUAAGUGAUAAGUGGAUAAUUUCUUUAGUAGAUUUUAUCUGGGAAGCAAUUGUUUGGAAGAAAAAAUAUAGAGACUAUUUUAUUGCUCACAAUGGCUUGUACAAACUUCUUGAUCUUAUUACGAUGACGAAGCCACCGAUUCAGUGUAUCACAUUGGCCGUAGUGUGUGACAUUGUGAGAAGUGGAGAAGCAAUCGGGCAGUUGGUUACAUGGAGGGCGGCUAUAGGAGCUUCCAACGUUAGCCCCAAAGUUGUCAAACGAGGGUCCAACAUUGCUGGUCUGUUAGCAGCGGUUUUCCAUAACGAGUGUUUAGCAACACAAGUAGCUAUUAAUGAUUUGGGAGUUUUACAAAAUUUGGACUAUCCCAUCUUAUCAACUAGCUUGAAAGAACUAAUGAUAGAAAAAACAAACAAUGCUACGAUACAAGAUACGCUUAGAACUAUUUGUCCAGAAUGUUGCUUUGUAGCAUCAGAUCUAGCAGGAUCUCGUCUCUCCAAGGCAUACGCUAUUCUUCAAUUGCUCUCAGAAGAUCUAUCUUACAAAGUUAAUUUGGCGGAUGAGGCCUACAAUUUAUAUAAGAAUGUACAAUUAUCACCAGAAGAGGAGACUAUUUUAGUACUUUGCUCACACUUUCUUACUAUUAAAUUAAAUGAAUGUUGGUUCGAGACAAAAGCUCGGAGCAAAAGGUUUUUACCUCAAGAUGAGGAGUCAUUUGAAGAAUUCAUUCAAAUAAGCAACGGCUGGGCAAAAGAAAUAAAGAGACUGCAAGAAGACGUAAUUACAAAGGAUAUACAUAAAGAUCUAACUCACGAAAGGUCAUUGUACGAUUUUCUUGCGCGCGUGCGUUUAAAUAUUGCUUUAGAUGCAUUGCGUGACGUUCGUUGUGUGGCACGCUCAGCGGAUCGUUCUCAAAUGGUGCAUGCGAUGCUUCAUGAUGCUGUUCAGGCGCACCAUCGCCGUACUAAAGCCGCUAGGCAAUUAAAUACAACAGUGUUACGAACAUUUGGACCGGCGCUUGAUGAUCAGAAUAUUACUGGUCAUUACGUUAAAGUAUACAGUAUCUUUCCUAAAAAUAAACCAAAGCCAAAGGAAGAUUUUUCGUCAGCAUAUAGCAGUCACAAUCAUUAAUCAACAAUUUG